Messenger RNA from Bombyx mori (domestic silkworm), 5538 nucleotides. RefSeq lists its product as uncharacterized. The record is from RefSeq and is a predicted model, not a curated record. The transcript is spliced from 6 exons. Lineage: Eukaryota; Metazoa; Arthropoda; Insecta; Lepidoptera; Bombycidae. Gene Ontology annotation, cellular component: cytosol; membrane. The coding region runs from base 4407 to 5522 and encodes 371 amino acids.
UCUAAUAAAUUAGCAUAGUAAUAGUACAGUGAACUAGCAAUUUAUUUUGGUAAUUCUGAAUUUAAACAAACAUAUUGAUGAGAAGAACUCAUUUUUACUUUGCAAAUUUGUAAAUACAGGCUCUGUAGCAAUGUACGGACAUAUAAUAAUAUGAAGAAACAAUAAUAGCAUCUACAAAUAUAUAUGUACUACGUGGUACUACAUUUACUAAAAUUAAUACAACAUUUAUUAAUUAAAUUAAUGAAAUUGUGGUUUUAAAGUUUUAGGGGUGUAUAAAAAAUGGGGGGCGCUGAAAAAUAAUUGAUUUUCAAAGGGGGCGGUAAAAGAAAUAAGUUUGAUAAUCACUGGUAUAUAGCGAUGCAGCGGUGUUCGAAUCCCGCAGGCGGGUACCAAUUUUUCUAAUGAAAUACGUAUUUAACAAUUGUUCACGAUUGACUUCCACGGUGAAGGAAUAACAUCGUGUAAUAAAAAUCAAACCCCCAAAAUUAUAAUUUGCGUAAUUACUGGUGGUAGGACCUCUUGUGAGUCCGCACGGGUAGGUACCACCGCCCCGCCUAUUUCUGCCGUGAAGCAGUAAUGCGUUUCGGUUUGAAGGGUGGGGCAGCCGUUGUAACUAUACUGAGUCCUUAGAACUUAUAUCUCAAGGUGUGUGGCGCAUUUACAUUGUAGAUGUCUAUGGGUUCCAGUAACCACUUAACACCAGGUGGGCUGUGAGCUCGUCCACACAUAUAGGUAAUAAAAAAAUAAAAAAAUAGGUAUGAGAUAUAACUUUAUACGCAAAUUGUUGAGUGCCCCUAGCUUUUAUUGCCAAAUCGCUCCCGUGGCUUUUCGUAAACUGAUUACGUUAUUGAUGUUCCGAAUAAUAAAAAUAAUAAUCUCUCGACCUGUAAUAAAGUUAUGCCGGUGCGAGUAACGCUACCUGUGGUCAAAUAUCAAGAAUAAAUAUCGAAACAAUUAGAAAUGUUUAUUGAAUGCGAUAGAAAGUUCUCGAAUGUUCCAGUUUUAUCGAGAAUGUUCUAAUACUGACAGAAAGUCAGUUCUAUUCGAAGCAAAGCAACGAAGGGAUCACAUCAACAAGCAAAGAAAAAUAAAUUGCCAUACUGAAGUCUAUUUUUAUUUAAUCUGAGAGCAUUUGCUACAUUCUUCGUAGGAAGAGCAGAGCUUCGCAGAAUCUACCAUCGGAUCGGAGUCGCGACCCAGUGAGAAGAUCCGGCGAGAAACUCAGCGGGCUGUGUCUGUGGAUUAAUUUACUCGUCGAGCCCUUCGUCGCAAGUGACGGGUUCGGUGAGGACGGUGACUGGUGCUUGAGGUACCUAAAAGCAACGUUAAUGGAACGGGAGGAUCCGUAAUGACGUGUUUACGGCGACGUCGACAACGUGACGUUUGAAUAGCUGCCCCAAGCAUCAGGACUUUUUCCCUGACUUUGUGGAUAUCUAUGAACGAUGGUCACCACGCACCAUGUAGUGCAUGCAUCCUAUGCUGCUCGUCAGCCUUUAAACACAAAAAAAAAUAUACGAAAAAAUUGUUCGACGAGAACGAUGACCGGUGCUUGGGGUAACUGAAAGCACCGUUAGUGGAUCGGGAGGAUCUGAAAUGAUGUUUUUUGGGCGACAUCGACUGUAUACCAUUCGGUCCGCAGGAUCGGGAAUGUAGUUACAGGCGGCCACGAUGAGAGAGUUCUCGUGUCGCUUUCUCGAAAUGGCGCAUUGAUGCCGACUGUAGAUACUUACUGACGGACUCUAGGUCCAUGUCGUCUCAUUUCUAACAUAUCAUGGGGCUCCGACAGCUAUCCUGCAAGACCCCUGUCGAGAGUGACACUUAAGUACUUAGCCUUCGUAGCACAUGUUAUAGGUUGGCCAAAGAUUUUAUGGCGGGAAUGGAGUUACCGCGCCUAAUUGGUGAUGAGACACUAGCAGCAGUGUCGAGAGGGCGACCCCUUUUGAAGAGCACGGCUGUGCUUUUCAUGCCGUUGAUGUCAAUACGCCACUUCUGGAACCACUGUCCUAAAUUGGUGGUCGCGAUCCGGAGUUUACUAUGCAUGAAUGACAUCUUCCUACUCGAGUACUAGAUAUCGGUAUCAUCCGCGAAAAAGGCUAAGUGGGUCGCCGGCGUCCGGGGUAUAUCGUUAAUAAAGCAAAAGUAAGCAAGUAAAAGUUCAGCAUUUUUCAAGUAAUGUGAUUACCAAAGUACAGCGUCUCAUCUUUAUAUAUAUAUAACCAUAGGCAGAUGAGGCCGUGGCUCCAUUCGAUAAUAGCCUAUCAAAGGAACCUAUAGACGCAACGCCUUAACUGCUUCACCCAUAUGUUUCGCCUUGGUGCAGUAUUUAUACAAUACAAUUUAAAUUUCAAACUUAUAAAUAUUGCAAAUGGUGGCGAUUCCUCCAUCCAGGGCAAAGCCAAUCGUUUAGAAAUAAGAAAUAGAAAUAAUGCAUCUAUUAUUUUGAGAAUUUUAGGUAUUUGGUUUAAGUCCGCGUGAGUCCGCGCGGGUGGGUACCACCACCCUGCCUAUUUCUGCCGUGAAGCAGUAAUGCGUUUCGGUUUGAAGGGUGGGGCAGCCGUCGUUACUAUACUUGAGACCUUAGAACUUGUAUCUCAAGGUGGGUGGCGCAUUUACGUUGUGGAUGUCUAUGGGCUCCAGUAACCACUUAACAUCAGGUGGGCUGUGAGCUCGUCCACCCAUCUAAGCAAUAAAAAAAAAAAAAAAAAGUUUGACCCGAAUAUCCAAUGAUGUCAUGAUUACGAAUGAAAACAGCAUUACGUCAAUGACGUAGAGUUUGGAACAUUGUAAAAUGUAAUCAUAAAGAGGUGAGAAAAUAUCCACCCGUGAUUGAGCAAUAAAAUACAUAUAAUAAUAUUAUAAUACUCGUAAUAGACUCCCUUCUCAAGGCUAGCCGUUGUAUUCACAAUGUGGUGUUUUUCAAACAAUUUUUCUUGUUCAAGACAUUUGCUGGGAAAAUAUAAGCAGAGAAAGUUUUCACACUUAAUCAUUAUUUAUAGCAAUAUCCAAUUUUAGUCAAGGCACGAUUUGCACCACGCCACCCGCGGCGGUGCUUAUUCACGGCUUAUCCCGGCAAUAAUUUACUCAAAGCUCUCAGAAUGGGCAGUGUUUUUUUUUAUGUGAAAGAUUGUACUGGUGGUUUUAUUAACCUUUAAUAAUAAAACGAUGUUAUGUGUUACCUGAAUUAUAAUAAUAAUAAAAUCAACUUUUGUUUUGCUGACUUGUAUUAAAAUUUGAGUUUAAAUACUUAUCAUUUUAGGCGUUGGUACUUGGAUUUUAUUAUCCACUGCCACAUUAACCGUAAAAAUAAUUUAUAGAAACAGUGUUUAAAAGUUGCAUUACAAUUUUAGUUUAAUAUGUAAAUAUAUUUAGACGUCUAUCUAUUAGUAAUAUUGAAUACUGUUAAGUUGGUUUAAAUUUAUGAGAAUCAGGGUAUGUGUAGUUGGUUUUUAGAAUUUAAUCUAAAAUAUAGGACAUAAAUAAAAUUUGAAAAAUUAAGCCUCGGGUUUUUUAUUUUACUUUAUUUGAUUGGGUAAUACUAGUAAUAGUUACUCAUCGACAUUUGAGUAUUUUGAUACUAUAUAUGUUAUAUACCGAAGCCAAUAUGAAAUAGAUAACGAUACUAAAGCCCUUUUGGAUUAAUAAGCCCGUCUUUUUUAUUUUGCAAACUACCCGUUUUCUUAAAGGAUCCGGAAUUUUACAUUUACUAGUACAUAUUUGUAGUUCUAAUUUGAUAAUUUAAACAUGUGGUCAGCUAUAUUAGAACGAACUGAGCUUUACCGCUUUUCCGCGGUGCUAUGUCAUUUCCAACUUCAAAGGAGGCUUGCGUAGAGUUUUCAGCCGCAGAUAGCGUCAAGCAUUGCUGGCAUCUAUUAACAACGGUGAAUACUCAUCUUCAAGUGGGUUGUAUGCUCCUUUGCUUACAAAGGGAACUAUUUAUAACGUAUCCUUCGAAAACUACUUUUGCGGCUUAAUAUGCCGUUUGUUAUUUUUAUUAUUUGCGACCUUUUUUGAUAUUUUACUGGUUUUCGGGUAUCUGUUGACCAACAAGUUACGAGAAUGAAUGAUUAAUACUCUUCCCUUUGGUUAUUUUAUAAAAAAUCUAAAUUAACGCUCACUAAUUCAUCACAGUUAUAUAAGAUUAGCACAAUGAAAACGAAUAAAAUCAUCUAUAUAAUCAUUCGAAUAUCAAAAGCUUGUGUCAAAUAAAUGUAGCUAUAAUAUUUUGACUAAACAACCUUUUGUCUACGACAGUACAAAGGCUUGAUUCAUCUCGUUCACAUUUAACGGCAAAUAAAAAGCGUUGCGGUCGCGGGGAAACUACAGUUUUCAUUACGAUUUCAGCCUGUGACUGAAACGAUACAUUUCGAACGCGCGGAACGGAGAGUUUACUUUCCGACUUUUGUACGAUGACCUUUAGAAUUUACAUUUUCGUAUGUUAUUAUCUGUUAAUAAAUUUAUUGGAGCGAUGCACAAGUUCAAGAGUUAUUGUACGUCGUCACGCGGGCGUAGCCGAUGAUCUGCCCCUUCAAUAUGAUUUACAGGAUUACAUAGAUUCGUUGAAAAAAAUUAUAGAAUUCACGAGUGAACAUAAAUUGGAUUUGGAUUUGAAUUAUUUGUUCGGAAUGUUUUUGUUACAAGUUAACUUGAAAAUUGCUGUCAAAUCCCAGAACUCCUUAACAGAAUCUGUGAGCAAUGAAACGAACGCUAUGCUAGUAGAAAACGAGAAACUUUUGAAAUAUUUUAAGUUCAGAGUUGAUACGGAUUUCAAUAGAGAAGACAGUAAAGAUAAAUCAAUUGCAAGGCUGUUCGAAAAUUGUAAAAAAUGGUCUCAACGUGUACCGAGACUGCGGUUGAGGAGACGGCGCAUGUCGUCUCGUCAUCUUGCACACACAGCCGCGGCGGACUUAAGGUGGAGCGAGUACAGAGCCAGCAUCGAUAAGUUCGAUAAAUGGACACCGAAUCCUAAACAGUCAGAUUUUUGCAUAGCUUCGCUUGGCGAUAUUGAGGAUAAAGUAAACUAUUAUCACAAGUGCAAAGUUGACGGCGUUUGUCGUGAUAUGCUAAUCAAUGGCAGCGACUUUGGUUACGCGCUUCUUCAUAGAUUACUGUUUCUGCAGAGUGCUCGAUAUGGGCGCGGUUGCAGCAUAUUCUCUCCGCCACAAGACGACGACUUAAGAAACAAAUUCUGCUCCAUAGCAUACGGCGAAGCUGAGCUUAUAGCUCAACACGGCUUUAAUAUUGCAGAUCUGCUAUUUGAACAAGUUAGCCUCUGCGCAUUAGACGGUCACGUGGAGUUUCUUCGACGAUCGUGGCUGUCAAAGCUUCUUGAACACCAAUCCACAUUAGGCUGUUUUGGUUAUCGCCCUCAACAAACUCUAUAUGUGGAAACAAAGAAAGCGCAAACUUGGCGAAUAUCUAAGCAAAAUCAUCAAUUACUCGGAGGACACUGUAACGGGCAUUUUACAUCGGUUGCAGCCGCAACUUUGGCAGCCGCUGUUAGGUUCAUACUGGAGAAUUAUUAAGUUACUAAUCGGUGUA